UACGUUCGGUUGGGUUCUUUUUGGAUGCAACCGCGGUACAAUGAAAAUCUUUUAUCUGGGAAUUAUUAUUGACCUCUGUCAAAUCUGAAGUCACAUCUACGGUCUCCGAAACUGUGUGUGUGUGUGUGUGAACACCCGACUUGCCAAUGGCGGGCCCCGUGCAUCAACAGCCCAGUUACCUACUGGCCAGUUUGAAAGCUGACUGGACCACGAAGCCCCUGUUACAGCGCUGCCAAGAACUGGUGAAGAUUAUUGAUGACUACCCUUCAAAGGAGUUGCACCUCAUCUUCCCGUGGUUGGUGGAGACCAUCUUCGGUAGUUUAGAUGGCGUCAUCACUGGCUGGAACCUGCGCGCUCUCCAGAGCCGCACCAACGAAUAUGGCAUCGUCAUGGACUUCCUUGACCCCAGUGGGCCAAUGAUGAAACUGGUGUAUAAACUACAAGCAGAGGAGUACAAGUAUGAGAUGCCCAUCAAUUAUCUCCCGGGCCCAGUAAAAGCAUCCAUUCAAGAAGGAGUUUUGCCAGACAGUCCGCUCUUUCACAACAAGCUGCAGUUUCCCAUGUCUGGCAUGAUGAGUCUCAGUAUGUCGCUUAACCCUUUUGAAUACUACAUGUUCAAUUUUGCUUCAAGUUUACUUGCGCCAAAGACCUACAUCGCCCCGAUUGUCACCACCACAGACAAUGCCUACUUUGUGCUGGUUGACACCUACCUCAAGUACUUCCUGCCCACGGAGGGCAAUGUGCCCCCGUCCCCCUUCUCUGACACCAGAGGCUCCGUCUCGCCUCCUGCACCAAGGUCUCCUAAUGUGUCUUUUGCUGGCUACGGGGCCCACAGCAGCAGCCUGCUGAAGCGCCACAUAUCCCAUCAGCCCUCUGUCACGGCCGACCCUGCCGCCCAGGAAAUAUGGCGCUCCGAGACGCUCCUACAGAUCUUUGUGGAGCUCUGGCUUCAUCACUACUCCCUCGAGAUGUACCAGAAGAUGCAGUCUCCACAGGUGAAGUUGGCGUUGCUGCAGUACCGCCUCAAUAUGUCCAGCAUGCCGUGCCAACCCCUCGCCCCAGCAGGCCCCGGGAGCCUCCGCACCUACCAACAGGAGCCGUUCAGUCCUACGGAGGAGCACGUGCUGGUGGUGCGUCUCCUGGUGAAGCACCUCCACGCCUUCUCCAGCAGCCUGAAGCCCGAGCAGAGCAGCACCUCCUCGCCAUCGCCCUCCCCACACACACACACACACUCCCACGCCAGCCCCCUCGAGGAGUUCAAGAGGGUGGUGGUGCAGCGGUUUGUCCAGCAGAAGCUCUAUGUCUUCCUGCAGCAUUGCUUUGGCCACUGGCCGCUGGACGCCUCCUUCAGAGCGGUGCUGGAGACGUGGCUGAGCUACAUCCAGCCGUGGAGGUACACAGGAGAGAAGGUUCAGCCUGCAGCAGAUGGACAGAUCAGGAGUGUUCCUGACAAGUGGGCCUCGUUUGUGCAGGAGAACCUGCUGAUGUACUCCAAGCUGUUCCAGGGUUUCCUGAACCGAGCCGUGCGGACUGACCUGGUGAACCCUAAGAACGCCCAGAUGGUCUUCAGGGUGGCCAAGGUCUUCUCCCAGCCCAACCUGGCCGAGAUGAUCCAGAAAGCGGAGCAGUUGUUCCUGGAGCCCGAGCUCCUGCACCACCGGCAGCACCGCGUCUUCGCCCUGACCCCCUCGCACGGCGGCAGUUUCCUGUCGGCACGGCAACCUGUCACCACGGACACCGUCUUCAAGGUGAAGAGCCACGUGUACAGCCUGGAGGGACAGGACUGCCAGUACAAGCAGAUGUUUGGCCCCGAGCUGCGCGCCACUGUGCUGAAGCUGGUGCAGAUCAUUGCGCAGGCGCGGCAGACGGCCAAGCGCAUCUCGGACCACUCGGCGGAGGUGGCGGCCAACAACUCCUUCCUGUCCUGGUUCGGGGUGGGCGGCUCGGAGCCCGGCAUGGGCGGCGGUGCCUUUGGCGCCGGUAGCAGCGAGGCGGACGACCUGGGCGGCCCCGAGAACGUCAAGAAGACCCACGAGUUCCUGGACAAGGCGCUGGACGCCCUCUGCCAGAUCUUCAGGUUGAAUGCGGGUCAGCUGACCCAGCUGAUGGCCAGUGUGGCCGCCACUGAAGACGACAACUCCAAGCAGAUGCCAGAUUGCAUCCUGGGAGAGAACGGCCCCGUGCUGACUGACCUCGGCAGGAUGCAGAUCAUCAACGGCCUUCGCCGAUUCGAGAUCGAGUACCAAGGAGACCCAGAACUUCAACCAAUCAGGAGCUACGAAAAUGCCUUCCUCGUGCGCGUGCUCUACCAAGUGUCCUCCUUUGUAAACAACAGGUUUGGCAACCACAUGGAGGCGCUGUGUUCCCGUCCCGACGUCCUGGGCCGCAUCGGCAAGCACUACCUGACCAACGCCUCCGCCACCUCCGCCUCCUCGUCCUCCUCCUCGUCUGCAUCCACAUCCGGCGGCCGCAGCCCGGCCACGCGGCGCCUCCUGGAGCGCCACGCUCACCCCCGCCUCAGCCUGCGCACGCUGGCCAGCUACCGCACGCUGCUGUCGGGCCUCCUGCUCUACCUGCUGGCCGCCGCGCUCUCCUGCGGGCCGCUCUCCUCCACCGCCAUGCUGCUCCUGGCAGCCCUGCUCUACGACCUCCUCACACACCUCCUGCAGCACAAGGCCAAGGCACACUAGACUAGACUACAGGGAGUGGCGCGCGCGUGUGUGUGCGUGUGCGCGUGUGUGUGUGCGUGUGCCUGCGUGCGUGUGUGUACGUGUGUGUACAGUGUGUGUGCAUGCGGUAUGGUGUGCGUUUGUGCGUGUGGUGUGCACAUGUGCACGUGUAUGUCUAAGUAUGUUUGUGCACAUAUGAGGUGUACACACGUGCCCAUGUAUGUCUAAGUGUGUGUGUGUGUGUGCGCGUGUGUGCGUGUGUGCGUGUGUGUGUGUGUAGAUGGAGCCCCUAGGACUGAAGAAAGUUUUCUGAACAGUCACUCGAUCAUUUGACUUCUGAGAGUGCGAGCAUCAAGACCAACAUGAGGAUACAAGUUAUCAGAGGUCAUGUCAACAUCUACAGAGACUCUCUGAUCUUGGACGAUUUAUGUUAGUCCAAGGCCUUCCUUGACUGACGUUAUCCACCUCUUCAAAUUAGGAAGCCAAAUAAGUUAUGUUGAAGGUUUUUUUUAAUCAACUAAAGAGUGUAAAUCUGGUGUAUAAUGGAAGCUCAUAGGUGGUUGUAAGAUUUUUCUGCAUUUUUGCUUCAUGCUUAAGACUUGCGAAUGCUUUUGUGUUUACUGCCAGAAUUUGCACUUGAUUUUUAUAAAGAAAGUGGGAAAAAAAACUUCUUGUGGAUGUUUGUUUUCUUUUGUUGAUGGAAUAGACGCCUAUAGAAGAAAUAUACUCACACAUGCGCUGGUGUUCACUGUUCGCUCAGCAUUUUCAGUUAGCAAGUCUGAAAAAACUAUAACCGUAAAAAU
Messenger RNA from Engraulis encrasicolus (European anchovy), 3472 nucleotides. It is a transcript of the gene smpd4, whose product is annotated as sphingomyelin phosphodiesterase 4. Gene Ontology annotation, biological process: ceramide biosynthetic process; sphingomyelin catabolic process; glycerophospholipid catabolic process. The record is from RefSeq and is a predicted model, not a curated record. NCBI's taxonomy places the organism in Eukaryota, Metazoa, Chordata, Actinopteri, Clupeiformes, Engraulidae. Gene Ontology annotation, molecular function: sphingomyelin phosphodiesterase D activity. The transcript has 20 exons. Bases 147 to 2690 code for a protein of 847 amino acids.